AUGGCUGCAUCAGAACCUCAGGUUGGAAACUGUGAUGACAUGGUAAAAAUGGUUGAGGACCUGAAUAGGGACUUAGAAAAACUUCUAGACGAGGUGGAAAAACUAACAGUGCAGACAAUCUCGAUGACACAUGACAUGGUAGUCCUGUGUUCCAACCCGGACCUGGCCAACUCCAUUAGUCAUUUGACAGAUGUCUUCCAGAGCUGCAAAGAAGAGAUAGAGAAGAAGUGGCAAGACAUGCCAAUGGAAUUUAAAGAUGAAGAGUAA
Messenger RNA from Colius striatus (speckled mousebird), 267 nucleotides. It is a transcript of the gene SYCE3, whose product is annotated as synaptonemal complex central element protein 3. The record is from RefSeq and is a predicted model, not a curated record. Gene Ontology annotation, biological process: reciprocal meiotic recombination; synaptonemal complex assembly; spermatogenesis. Gene Ontology annotation, cellular component: central element. The transcript is spliced from 2 exons. NCBI's taxonomy places the organism in Eukaryota, Metazoa, Chordata, Aves, Coliiformes, Coliidae. The coding region runs from base 1 to 267 and encodes 88 amino acids.